GACGUUUUAGAUCUGUUCCUCUUGUGCGGACACGGCUAGAAAGCGAAGAAUUUAACUCAACAAUUUCUGAUUUCUUAUACGGAUUAAUUUUUUUUCAAAACGAAUUACAGAGCAAAAAAAUUGUGUUGAUUUUUGUUUGAAAAAAAAAAAAACAAAAAAACGAACAUUUUGUAUGAACAACUAAAAACAAUUUUCGUAGAAAAGUGAGAAUCAAUUGUUACACAGCCGUUGCCUAAGCGUGAAGGAAGCAUUUGGGCUGAGACGACGCGAAACACUUCAAUCUAAUAUUGAAAAGAAGGAUAAUUUAGCAAAAACCCACGAAUUUUGCACUCAAGCCCCGACUCUCACUCGAGUUUCAUUAAUACAUAUUUAAUUUACGUUUUCUGUUAAGAAGCAAGCGAAUCUUUAACCAAGAUGCCGAAGCCAGCUGCUAGCCAAGAGGAUGAGGAUCCCACGCCAUACCUGUUCGUGUCUUUGGAACAAAGACGUAUCGAUCAAUCGAAACCCUAUGACUCCAAGAAGAAUUGCUGGGUGCCCGAUGAGAAGGAGGGUUAUCUUCUUGGUGAAAUUAAGGCCACCAAGGGUGACAUUGUCUCCGUUGGCCUGCCCGGUGGUGAGACAAAAGAUUUUAAGGCCGAUAAGGUUGAAAAAACGAACCCCCCGAAAUUCGAAAAGGUCGAAGAUAUGGCCGACAUGACUGUGCUAAACACGCCUUGCGUCUUGCACAAUUUGCGACAACGUUACUACUCCAAACUGAUCUACACCUACUCCGGUCUUUUCUGCGUUGCCAUCAAUCCUUACAAGCGUUACCCCGUAUAUACCAACCGUUGCGCUAAGAUGUACCGUGGCAAGCGCCGUAAUGAAGUGCCACCCCAUAUUUUCGCCAUUUCUGACGGUGCCUACGUCGACAUGUUGACCAACCACGUCAAUCAAUCUAUGUUGAUUACUGGUGAGUCUGGUGCUGGUAAGACUGAGAACACGAAGAAGGUAAUUGCGUACUUCGCCACUGUCGGCGCCUCAACAAAGAAGGAUGAAUCGCAAAAGAACAAGGGUUCCCUGGAAGAUCAGGUUGUGCAAACUAACCCUGUACUUGAAGCUUUCGGUAACGCUAAGACCGUGCGUAACGAUAACUCGUCGCGUUUCGGUAAAUUCAUCCGUAUUCACUUCGGUCCAAGUGGUAAACUGGCUGGUGCUGAUAUUGAGACCUAUCUGUUGGAGAAAGCUCGUGUCAUCUCUCAGCAAUCUUUGGAACGUUCGUACCAUAUCUUCUACCAGAUCAUGUCUGGUUCCGUUCCCGGCGUUAAAGAUGUUUGCUUCUUAACUGACAAUAUUUACGAUUACUAUAACGUGUCUCAGGGUAAAGUCACUGUAGCCAGUAUAGAUGACGGUGAGGAAUUCCAGCUGGCAGAUCAAGCCUUCGAUAUCUUGGGUUUCACCGCUCAAGAGAAACAGGAUGUCUACAAGAUCACCGCCGCUGUCAUGCAUAUGGGUGGCAUGAAGUUCAAGCAACGUGGUCGCGAAGAGCAGGCUGAACAAGAUGGUGAAGAAGAGGGUGGCCGUGUUGCCAAGUUGUUCGGUUGCGAUACCGCUGAAUUGUACAAGAACUUGUUGAAGCCCCGCAUUAAGGUCGGUAACGAAUUCGUCACACAAGGUCGUAACGUACAACAAGUCACCAACUCCAUUGGUGCCCUCUGCAAGGGUGUGUUCGAUCGUCUCUUCAAAUGGCUGGUCAAGAAGUGUAACGAAACUCUGGAUACUCAGCAAAAACGUCAACACUUCAUUGGUGUACUGGAUAUUGCUGGUUUCGAAAUUUUCGACUACAAUGGUUUCGAGCAAUUGUGUAUCAAUUUCACCAAUGAGAAAUUGCAACAAUUCUUCAACCAUCACAUGUUCGUUUUGGAACAAGAAGAAUACAAGCGCGAGGGCAUUGACUGGGCGUUUAUCGAUUUCGGCAUGGACUUGUUGGCCUGUAUUGAGAUGAUUGAAAAGCCUAUGGGUAUCUUGUCCAUUCUUGAAGAAGAGUCUAUGUUCCCCAAGGCCACCGAUCAAACAUUCGCCGAAAAAUUGGUCAACACCCAUUUGGGCAAAUCGGCGCCAUUCCAGAAGCCCAAACCACCAAAGCCCGGUCAACAGGCUGCUCACUUCGCUAUUGGCCAUUAUGCUGGUGUUGUUGCCUAUAACAUCACCGGUUGGUUGGAGAAGAACAAGGAUCCAUUGAACGACACUGUUGUCGAUCAAUUCAAGAAAUCUUCCAACAAAUUGUUGGUCGAAAUCUUCGCUGAUCAUGCAGGUCAAUCUGGUACCGCCGAACAAGCCAAGGGCGGUCGUGGUAAGAAGGGUGGUGGUUUUGCUACUGUCUCUUCGGCCUACAAGGAACAAUUGAACAGCUUGAUGACCACUUUGCGUUCAACACAACCUCACUUCGUGCGUUGCAUCAUUCCCAACGAAAUGAAACAACCUGGUUUAGUGGAUGCUCACUUGGUUAUGCAUCAACUGACAUGUAACGGUGUACUUGAAGGUAUCCGUAUUUGUCGUAAAGGUUUCCCCAACAGAAUGGUGUACUCUGAUUUCAAGCAACGCUAUCAAAUAUUGAAUCCAAAGGACAUUAGCGGUAUGGACGAUCCGAAAAAAUGUUCUAAAAUUCUUAUAGAAUCCACAGAACUUGAUCCAGAUUUAUAUCGUCUUGGUCACACAAAGGUGUUCUUCCGCGCUGGUGUCCUGGGUCAGAUGGAAGAGUUCCGUGAUGAGCGUCUCGGCAAGAUCAUGUCCUGGAUGCAAGGUUGGGCUCGUGGUUACUUGGCCCGUAGGAACUUCAAGAAAUUGCAAGAACAACGUAUUGCCCUCAAAGUUGUGCAACGCAACUUGCGCAAAUACUUGCAACUCCGCACCUGGCCAUGGUACAAAUUGUGGCAGAAGAUCAAGCCUUUGCUCAACGUUUCACGCGUUGAGGAUGAGAUUGCUCGUCUAGAGGAGAAGGCCAAGAAGGCUGAGGAAUUGCAUGCCGCUGAAGUGAAGGUACGCAAGGAAUUGGAAGCGCUCAACGCCAAGUUGUUGGCUGAAAAGACUGCCCUUUUGGACUCGCUGUCCGGCGAGAAGGGUCAAUUGCAAGACUUCCAGGAGAGGAACGCUAAGUUGACUGCCCAGAAGAACGACCUCGAGAACCAAUUGCGCGAUAUCCAAGAUCGCCUGAGUCAAGAGGAAGAUGCCCGCAACCAAUUGUUCCAACAGAAGAAGAAGGCUGACCAAGAAAUCUCUGGCCUGAAGAAGGAUAUUGAAGAUCUUGAAUUGAACGUCCAGAAGGCCGAACAAGACAAGGCUACCAAGGAUCACCAAAUCCGCAACUUGAACGAUGAGAUCGCCCACCAAGAUGAACUCAUCAACAAGUUGAACAAGGAGAAGAAGAUGCAGGGUGAGACCAACCAGAAGACUGGUGAGGAGCUCCAAGCUGCCGAGGACAAGAUCAAUCACUUGAACAAGGUUAAGGCUAAGCUCGAACAGACCCUCGAUGAAUUGGAGGACUCAUUGGAGCGCGAGAAGAAAUUACGUGGUGAUGUUGAAAAGGCCAAGCGCAAGGUUGAGGGUGAUUUGAAACUCACCCAGGAAGCUGUCUCCGACUUGGAACGCAACAAGAAGGAAUUGGAACAGACCAUCCAACGCAAGGACAAAGAAUUGUCAUCGAUCACCGCCAAAUUGGAAGACGAACAGGUCGGUGUUGGCAAACACCAACGUCAAAUCAAGGAAUUGCAAGCCCGCAUCGAAGAAUUGGAAGAGGAAGUUGAGGCUGAACGUCAAGCACGCGCCAAGGCUGAGAAGCAACGCGCUGAUUUGGCCCGCGAAUUGGAGGAAUUGGGUGAGCGUCUUGAGGAAGCCGGUGGUGCCACCUCUGCUCAAAUCGAACUCAACAAGAAACGUGAAGCCGAACUCAGCAAAUUGCGUCGCGACUUGGAGGAAGCCAACAUUCAGCACGAAUCCACUUUGGCCAACUUGCGCAAGAAGCACAACGAUGCCGUUGCUGAGAUGGCCGAACAAGUUGAUCAGCUCAACAAGUUGAAGGCUAAGGCUGAGAAGGAGAAGAAUGAAUACUACGCUCAAUUGAAUGACCUCCGCGCCGGUGUUGACCACCUUUCCAACGAGAAGGCUGCCCAAGAAAAGAUCGCCAAGCAAUUGCAGCACACUUUGAACGAAGUGCAAGGCAAAUUGGAUGAGACCAACCGCACCCUCAACGACUUCGAUGCCUCCAAGAAGAAGCUGUCGAUCGAAAACUCCGAUCUGUUGCGUCAAUUGGAGGAAGCCGAGUCGCAGGUGUCGCAAUUGUCCAAGAUCAAGAUCUCCUUGACAACCCAAUUGGAGGAUACCAAGCGUUUGGCCGACGAAGAAUCACGCGAACGUGCCACCCUCUUGGGCAAGUUCCGCAACUUGGAACACGACCUAGACAAUCUGCGCGAGCAGGUAGAAGAGGAAGCCGAAGGCAAGGCUGAUUUGCAACGUCAACUCAGCAAGGCCAACGCUGAAGCUCAAGUAUGGCGCAGCAAGUACGAAUCUGAUGGUGUUGCUCGCUCUGAGGAAUUGGAAGAAGCCAAGAGGAAGUUGCAAGCUCGUUUGGCUGAGGCUGAGGAAACCAUCGAAUCGCUCAACCAGAAAUGCAUUGGCCUCGAAAAGACCAAGCAACGUCUGGCUACUGAAGUCGAGGACUUGCAAUUGGAAGUCGACCGUGCCAACGCCAUUGCCAACGCUGCCGAGAAGAAACAGAAGGCAUUCGACAAGAUCAUUGGCGAAUGGAAACUCAAGGUUGAUGAUUUGGCUGCUGAAUUGGAUGCCUCACAAAAGGAAUGCCGCAACUACUCCACCGAGUUGUUCCGUCUCAAGGGUGCCUACGAAGAAGGCCAGGAACAAUUGGAGGCUGUCCGUCGUGAAAAUAAGAAUCUUGCCGAUGAAGUUAAGGAUCUGCUCGACCAAAUCGGUGAAGGUGGCCGCAACAUCCAUGAAAUCGAGAAGGCACGCAAACGCUUGGAAGCCGAAAAGGAUGAACUCCAAGCUGCCCUCGAGGAAGCCGAAGCUGCCCUGGAACAGGAAGAGAACAAGGUAUUGCGCGCACAAUUGGAAUUGUCACAAGUACGUCAAGAAAUCGAUCGCCGCAUCCAAGAGAAAGAAGAGGAAUUCGAAAACACCCGCAAGAACCACCAACGCGCUCUCGACUCCAUGCAAGCCUCCCUCGAAGCCGAAGCCAAGGGUAAGGCGGAGGCCCUGCGCAUGAAGAAGAAGUUGGAAGCCGAUAUCAACGAGCUGGAAAUUGCCCUGGAUCAUGCCAACAAGGCUAACGCCGAGGCCCAGAAGAACAUCAAACGCUACCAGCAACAGCUUAAGGAUAUCCAGACCGCCCUCGAAGAAGAACAGAGAGCCCGUGACGAUGCCCGCGAACAAUUGGGUAUCUCCGAGCGUCGCGCCAACGCCCUCCAGAACGAACUCGAGGAAUCCCGCACUCUGCUCGAACAAGCUGAUCGCGGUCGUCGCCAAGCCGAACAGGAAUUGGCCGAUGCCCAUGAACAACUCAACGAAAUCUCCGCCCAAAAUGCUUCUAUCUCUGCUGCCAAGAGGAAAUUGGAAUCCGAACUGCAAACACUCCACUCCGAUUUGGAUGAGCUGCUGAACGAAGCCAAGAACUCCGAAGAGAAGGCCAAGAAGGCUAUGGUUGAUGCUGCCCGUCUCGCCGAUGAACUCCGCGCCGAACAAGAUCACGCACAAACCCAAGAGAAACUCCGCAAGGCCUUGGAACAACAAAUCAAGGAAUUGCAAGUCCGUUUGGAUGAGGCUGAGGCCAACGCACUGAAGGGUGGCAAGAAGGCUAUCCAAAAAUUGGAACAACGUGUCCGCGAAUUGGAGAACGAAUUGGAUGGUGAGCAGAGAAGACAUGCCGAUGCCCAGAAGAAUCUCCGCAAAUCUGAACGUCGCAUUAAGGAGUUGAGCUUCCAGUCUGAGGAAGACCGCAAGAACCACGAACGCAUGCAAGACUUAGUCGACAAACUGCAACAGAAGAUCAAGACCUACAAGAGGCAAAUCGAAGAAGCCGAAGAAAUCGCUGCCCUCAACUUGGCCAAAUUCCGCAAGGCACAACAAGAACUCGAGGAAGCUGAGGAACGCGCUGACUUGGCCGAACAGGCUAUCAGCAAAUUCCGCGCCAAGGGACGUGCCGGUUCAGUUGGACGUGGUGCCAGCCCAGCGCCCCGAGCGAUGUCCGUACGGCCACAACUCGACGGAUUGGCUUUCCCACCAAGAUUCGACCUUGCUCCAGACACCGAAUUCUAAAUGCCAUUUCUAUUCUUGGUUUUUAAAAAAUUAUUUUAAAAUAAUAUUUCAUAAUUAUUUGUUAUGUUUAAUUUAAUUUAAACUAUUUACAAUACUUUUUUUUGUUUAACUAAUUUAAAUAAAAAAAAACACAUGUAUAAUUCGAACGACGGGAGAAAUAUGCACUUAGGCAAAAAAUCUCUUAAAACUAAAUAUAAAAAAACCAAAAACAAACAACAAACCAAUGUAAAAGAAAAAAAAACAUAAACACAUAAAAAACAAACACUAGCAUAAGCUCACACCGAUGACGAUGUUGUUGUUAGUUAUGUAUGUAUGUUAAAAGCGAGAAAUCGGAAAUGUACUGCGUCUUGUUUUUCGAAACGGUGUACGAAAGUCAGUCUAGCCUAUAUUGUAUUUAAUUUUUGCUUUUAUACAAAUAAUGACUUUAAAUUAACAAGAAUAAAGUGUUGAGGAAAAACCACAUGCAAUUUGUAAAAAUUAACCAAAACAAAAAAAAAACCAAAAACAAAGAAAA
Messenger RNA from Anastrepha ludens (Mexican fruit fly), 6817 nucleotides. It is a transcript of the gene Mhc, whose product is annotated as myosin heavy chain, muscle. Gene Ontology annotation, molecular function: ATP binding; cytoskeletal motor activity; actin filament binding. Bases 415 to 6303 code for a protein of 1962 amino acids. Gene Ontology annotation, cellular component: myosin complex. The record is from RefSeq and is a predicted model, not a curated record. The transcript is spliced from 18 exons. Lineage: Eukaryota; Metazoa; Arthropoda; Insecta; Diptera; Tephritidae.